Molecule: messenger RNA, 980 nt
Organism: Microdochium trichocladiopsis
Lineage: Eukaryota; Fungi; Ascomycota; Sordariomycetes; Xylariales; Microdochiaceae
Exons: 5
Coding region: 109-927 (272 amino acids)
Molecular function (GO): oxidoreductase activity, acting on the CH-OH group of donors, NAD or NADP as acceptor
Source: RefSeq, a predicted model, not a curated record
AGAACACCAUCAAAGACACCAAAGACACUAAAUACGCUGAAUAGCCGCCACACUACUACUCACCAAUCUUGUGCACUAUCAGAGCAACUCAACAUCGCCAGUUUGAAAAUGCCUUCCUACUUGAUCACCGGCACGUCUGGAAGCAUUGGCUUCGAACUGCUCCGCCAGGCCUCCAGCAACCCGGAUAAUGUCGUCGUCGGCCUGGUCCGCAGCAAGGCCAAGAUGGAGGAGAGGCUCGCCAAGGAGCUUCCCAACCAGAAGAACGUCCAUAUUUUCGAGGCCGACCUGGCUGACUAUAAGUCGCUCGCAGCAACUGUUGAGCCAGUCUCCAAAGUCCUGGGUGGCUCCCUGGACUACUUGAUUGCCAACGCUGCGUACAUGGGACAGUGGGCUGCAGUCAAGCCCUUUGAGGAGCAAGCCAAAGAUCCCGAGACCCUAAUUGCAGAGUAUAACAAGGACUUCAACAUUAACGUGCUUGGCAACAUUCACCUCUUCAAUCUGUAUCUGCCCCUCAUCCGCGCAGGUAACACAAAGAAGGUCAUCGCCAUCUCGUCGGGCCACGCAGACUUUGAUCUCGUGACCAAGUUCCACAUCCACGAGACCGCUCCUUACACCAUUGCCAAGACGGCACUGAACAUGGUGAUCGCCAAGUAUCAUGCGGCUUAUGCCGACGAGGGCAUCCUGUUCAUGAGUCUCUGCCCGGGCUUGGUGGAGAAUGAUAACUCCCGCGCUCCUCCGAGUGAGGACAUGGCCAAGUACGGUCCGGCCCUGUUUGCCAAGUUCGCCGCGUUUGCGCCACACCUCUCGGGUGCUACUACCCCCGAUGGUCCGGCGGCGGACAUUCUUCGCAUUUCGGCCGACGCCUCUAUCGAGAAGGGCUGGGGUGGAUCGUUCACCUCGCACAACGGCGGCAAGCAGUGGCUGUGAGCGGCGGGCAGGGUGUUGGGGCAUCUGGGGCUGGGAGAUCGGACUAUAUGAGG